Arabidopsis lyrata subsp. lyrata is the source of this 663-nucleotide messenger RNA. RefSeq lists its product as uncharacterized. NCBI's taxonomy places the organism in Eukaryota, Viridiplantae, Streptophyta, Magnoliopsida, Brassicales, Brassicaceae. The record is from RefSeq and is a predicted model, not a curated record. The transcript is spliced from 2 exons. The annotation marks the transcript as partial.
AGCGAUGGAUACCAAAAGACAGGAUGCUACAAUCUCCUGUGCGGCGGUUUUGUUCAGACGAACAACCAGUACUCUGUAGGUGGAUCCUACAAUACCGUGUCAGAAUACGACGGAGCUCAACUAAGUCUCAACCUACUUAUAUGGAAGGACCAAAAAACAGGAAACUGGUGGCUAAAGAUAAAUGACAAUGACAUUAUCGGGUACUGGCCCGGCUCGUUGUUCAAUUCUCUAGGAGAUGGAGCUAUAAAAGUUGAAUGGGGAGGCGAAAUCUUCACGCAAACCAGUAAGACACACACAACCACCGAUAUGGGAAGUGGGCAUUUUGCAGAGGAAGGGUUUAAGAAAGCGAGCAAUGUACGAAAUAUUAUGAUAGUUGAUGGGACAAAUGCUCUGAGAGAACCAUAAGGACUUUACUCCGUUGCUGAUAAUCGUAAUUGUUACAACGUUGUAGCAGGAAAUGGUGGAACUCCCUUUGGUACUCAUUUCUUCUAUGGUGGUCCUGGUCAGAACGCUAUGUGCCCUUGAUCUGAUCUGUGUGUUCAAAGAAGCUUUUGAGAUUUCGAAUCUAUGUUUGAUCCUAUCUUUAAUUAUAGUUAAGUGCUCUUUAUCUAUGUGUAAGGUUUCAUAUAUAGUUUAUAAUAAAGAACAUUUAUGUUUGUUCCA